GUGCAGUCGUCCUCGACUCCAUUUUGUCCCUGCUGUUGUAAGAGGACCACAUCAGAUUCAGUUUAGUUGAAGAAAACAAGGACAGAAGGCGUGGUUUUUCUUUUGUUUCAUGAAAAUGGUCAUGACGAAGAGGAAACGGCCUGACUCCUCCUCUUUUUCUGAUGAAUCCUUCCAGCAGCCAAUCAGUGAGCCGUCCGUCAGUUCACAGAGGAGUGCAGCAAAGUCCAUUUAUCCCAGCGGUGACUCUCUGAAGAGCGAUGGAUCCAUGUUCAUGCCACUCAGUUUUGGUCUUGAAGAGAUACAAAGACAGCGGAGUGAAGAGUCGUCCAGUGCAGAGUGUUUGGAGUAUUUUAGGGAUCCAGUCUUUUUAACUAAUGGACACCAGAGAGAUACUGUGGAUGACACGUUUGUUACAGGGAACAGCCAUCGUUUGAAAGCAAAGAAGAAUCUUAAAGAAACAAUGCAAAAACAAUACACCGUGGUGUACGAAGGCCAUAGUGACCAACAGACUUCUCUGGAAAGCGCCUACACAACACUCUACGUCAUCGCUGGAGAGAGUCGAAAUCCACAUGCAGAGCAUGAGUUCAGGCACCUUAAACUUAAAUUGGAACGACGACGAUCUUUUACAAAUUCAGUCGACUUCUGUGAAAUCUUCAAACCGUCACCUGGCCAAGAGAAACCACCCAGAACCGUCCUGACGAAGGGCGUUGCAGGAAUUGGAAAAUCAUUUUCCGUGCAGAAAUUCAUUCUCGAUUGGGCCAAGGAGGAAGCUAACCAGGAUUUUGACUUUGUUUUCCAUCUUGCUUUCCGCAAGCUGAAUCUGAGUACAGAAAACAAAAGCUUGCUUGGGCUCCUGACUGAGUAUCACCCUGCGCUCCAUGAUCUGAAAGAUCAAGAAGAUUUCGUCAAAGCCAGGGUCAUCGUGAUCCUGGACGGCCUGGAUGAAAGCAGACUUCCACUGGACUUUGAGAGCAAGCCGGUAACAUCUGUCAGUGAAGUAACAUCUGUGGGUAAUCUCCUAGCGAACCUCAUCCAGGGAAACCUUCUUCCUGAUGCUCACCUGUGGAUAACAUCUCGUCCAGCAGCAGCCAGUCAGAUCCCUUCAGAGUUUGUUGACCUGGUGACAGAGAUAAGAGGGUUCAGUGACCCACAAAAAGAAGAAUACUUCAGGAGGAGAUUCAGUUGUGACUUGGGCCUUGCUGACAGGAUCAUUUCACACAUUCACUCUUCACAGAGUCUCGACGUCAUGUGCCAGAUCCCGAUCUUCUGCUGGAUUUCAGCCGUAUUAUUUGAGGAGAUCUUUGGGGGAGGUGAGGAAGCUGAAACCCCCCAAACUCUCACAGAGAUGAUGGCACAUUUCCUGUUUGCCCAGACUAAACUCAGAAGCAGAAAAUAUGGCGAGAAGACUGAGGAAAACCAAGAGAGACUUCUGAAGACCCACAAGGGUUUUCUUCUGAAACUCGGCAAGCUCGCAUUUGUUCAGCUGCAGAAGAACAACCUCAUCUUCUACGAUGAAGACCUGGGAGACUGUGGCAUUGACACACGAGAGGCAUCCGUCUACUCUGGAUUUUGCAGUGCAGUUCUUAGGGAAGAAGAAGUCUUUUCCCUAAAAAAGAUCUUCUUCUUUGUGCACCUGACCAUACAGGAGUUCUUUGCGGCUCUUUUUGUCUAUGACUGUUUCACAAACCAGAAUACAAAAGAGCUCGGCAACUUCCUCGACCUGAAGGACAAAGAACAUACCUUACUUGAUCUUCUGAAGAUGACCGUUGACAAAGUGUUGGAGAAAAAGAACGGCCACCUGGACUUCUUCUUGCAAUUCCUCCUUGGCCUCAUGGUAGAACCAAACCGGAGAGUCCUUCAGGGUCUGCUGACAUCGCUGGACCCAAGCCAAGAUACCGACAAGAAGAUCUUGACUCACCUCAAGGCCAUGCGAAGAAAGGCCCUCUCUCCAGACAGCUGCAUCAACCUCUUCCAGACCAUGGUCGAGAUGAGAGACCACAAAGUCAAAGAUGAAAUUCAGGAAUAUCUCAAACUGGCGUCUCCCUUAGAGAUUGGGUGAGAAGCUCAGUUAUCCUAGAGGAGCUCGGAGUUGAGCCGCUGCUCCUUCAAGUCUAAAGGAGCCAGUUGAGGUGGUUCGGGCAUCUGGUGAGAAGGCCUCGGGGAAGACCCAGGACUAGGUGGAGAGAGUAUAUCUCCAACCUGGCCUGGGAACGCCCUGGGAUCCUUCAGUUGGAGCUGGUUGAUGUGGCUCGGGAAAGGGAAGUUUGGGGUUCCCUGCUGGAGCUGCUGCCCCCAAGACCUGAUACAGGAUAAGCAGACAAAGAUGGAUGGAUGACCUUGCAGUUAAACGGUUUAUUUUACAAUGAAUAUUAAGAAUACUUCAGCAUUAUAGAUGAACUGUCAUGGCCGAAAGAUCAUUUAACUACUACUCAAAACCAUUGUGUGUUUCUUUUAAACGUGAUCACAAUCAUCCUUCUAUACCUACCUUAUACCUCAUUAUUCAAGUAGUUCUUCUUGUAUACUUUUAUGUUAACUAUUAAAGAAGUUGUCACACCAAAUAUAUCUGUACAGUAUAAAUUGUUGACUGUCCUCUCUAAUCUCCUUAUAGCUGCUUAAUUUUGGAUGCUAUUAAAAUACAUUAAAAUAAGUUACAGUACUACAUGCCUAACAAAAAGGAGAAAAACAUUAAUGUUAAUUUGCACCUUCUGAAGCUAACAAGGCUUAUUUCAAAGCUAAAUACCAGCUCCAAUCACCAGUUAUCGUUAGCAUCAACAGGAACAUACUGGUAUCUGUUGAUGAGAUGAAUCAGCUUCAGCAGCAUCAUGUAUUUUGUUUAUAUUUUGUGAAUUUGAGUGUCCUGAAUAUUGUAGAUUUG
Molecule: messenger RNA, 2875 nt
Organism: Etheostoma spectabile (orangethroat darter)
Lineage: Eukaryota; Metazoa; Chordata; Actinopteri; Perciformes; Percidae
Product: NLR family CARD domain-containing protein 3
Exons: 5
Coding region: 110-2059 (649 amino acids)
Source: RefSeq, a predicted model, not a curated record